GGACCCCGAGGACGAGAAAGCCAUCGAGAUGUUCAUGAACAAGAACCCGCCGCUGAGGCGCACCCUGGCCGAUAUCAUUAUGGAGAAGAUCACGGAGAAGCAGACGGAGGUGGAGACGGCGCUGUCGGAGCUCUCAGGCUGCCCCAUGCCCCAGCUCGACCCCCGUGUCCUGGAGGUCUACAGGGGCGUCAGGGAGGUGCUGUCCAAGUACAGGAGUGGGAAGCUCCCCAAGGCGUUUAAAAUCAUUCCUGCCUUGUCCAACUGGGAGCAGAUCCUCUACAUCACUGAGCCAGAGACAUGGACAGCUGCUGCCAUGUACCAGGCCACCAGGAUAUUUUCCUCCAACCUGAAGGAGAGGAUGGCCCAGCGGUUCUACAACCUGGUGCUGCUGCCGCGGAUCCGGGACGACAUCGCCGAGUACAAGCGGCUCAACUUCCACCUGUACAUGGCUCUGAAGAAGGCUCUGUUCAAGCCAGCGGCCUGGUUCAAGGGGAUCCUCAUCCCGCUGUGUGAGUCCGGCACCUGCACGCUCAGGGAGGCCAUCAUCAUCGGCAGCAUCCUCAGCAAGUGCUCCAUCCCCGUCCUGCACUCCAGCGCGGCGCUGCUGAAGCUGGCUGAGAUGCAGUACAGCGGUGCCAACAGCAUCUUCCUGCGCCUGCUCAUCGACAAGAAGUACGCGCUGCCCUUCCGCGUGCUCGACGCCCUGGUCUUCCACUUCCUGGCCUUCCGCACGGACCAGCGGCUCCUGCCCGUGCUGUGGCACCAGAGCUUCCUGGCCUUGGCCCAGCGCUACAAGGAGGACCUGUCCUCGGAGCAGAAGGAGGCCCUGCUGGAGCUGCUCAAGUUCCACAGCCACCCGCAGAUCUCGCCGGAGAUCCGCCGCGAGCUGAUGAACUCCAAGACGAGGGACGUGGAAGGGGAGCAGCCAGUGGCCAUGGAAUGAGCAGGGAAAUGCUGGAGCCUGGCCUGCCCUCGGGACACUGCUGGGAUCCUGGAUCAGGAGUGUCCUUCCUGGAUCACUCACUGGGAACAGACUGUGCCCACAGAGCUGCACCAAGCGCCCUGUGCAGCCCCUGUCCCACCCAGGAGCCCGGUGCCACCAGCACUGGGACACUUUGGCUUGUCCCUGUACUCAGAAAUAAAACCAGAGCUGUGUCAGCCAGUCAGGGCUGGGUCUGCCCAGCUUAGUCCCAGCCUGUCCCUGUCCUCACCAGCUUCUGGAGCUCCUUGUCCAGGGCUUUUCCCAAACACCCAAAGCCCCUCAGGGUUGAAUUCCUGAAGCUGCAGUGCCACCAUUCUCACCUGGCCAUGAGGGCACCUGCCUGGCCUGCUCCUGGCACUGUGCCCAAGUGCCAGCUCUGCUGCAAAACCCAGGGGGGACUUUCCCAGGAGGCUGCACUUCCCUGGGCCCUGCUGCCACUGCCAGGCCUGUGCCUUGCAGCUUUGGGCCACGGCGAGGAGCCCCUGCUGCACCCUGGGCUGUGCCAAGGGUGGCUGCCUCCUGUCACCUCCCAUGGCAGGAGCGGGAGCUGGGUCCCCACACACCACCGCCUCUUCCAUGACUUCCCCAUUUUCUCUUAAGCCAAAAGCUGGUGGCACAAGAGGGAGCCUGGGCUGGCACAGAGCACCUGGCACUCCUGAGCUGCUCCAGUGCCCACCACCCUCCAACCUGCUGGGAAGAAGGUGCUGCCUCAGCUCCGGCAGCACCUCACCUGCAGGAAGGUGUCUGGCUCCAUCACCAUCCCUGAGCUGCCCUGGGUGUCCCUCAGGGUCCUGCCUGCCCUGUUCCAUCCUGGGAAGGAACCUUGGAAUCCCAAGGGAGCACCAGGGAAAGAUCUGAGCCCUGGGAACGGCGCAGGGAAACCCUCGAGCCACUGGGGUUUUUUUUUUGUUUAAAAUAUUUUAUUGCAACAUCACGGGGUUCUCUGGCUCUCCCAGCAGCGGGACUCAUGCGAGUGAACACCAAAACCAGUUUACUCUUAAAUUAAAAACUCAUUUAUAUAUAUAUAUAAAAAAAAGAAACACAUUUCCUUUUGCACAGCCAGGCUCUGUCCCAGCCCUCCUGCUCGCAGGAGGCAGCGGCUCCGUGGGUUUCCGGACCAGGCAGGCUCAGGGAGGAGCAGCAGCCCCACCUUUUUCCGCCGGAUUUUUUUUUGUGGCUGGUGGCAUCCAAAAAGGAAGAUUUCUACCUCAUUUUCCACAUCCCCCACCGGAGGACAACAGCCACA
This is a messenger RNA of Cyanistes caeruleus (blue tit), 2228 nucleotides long. Lineage: Eukaryota; Metazoa; Chordata; Aves; Passeriformes; Paridae. The record is from RefSeq and is a predicted model, not a curated record.